This is a messenger RNA of Molossus molossus (Pallas's mastiff bat), 1880 nucleotides long. It is a transcript of the gene RFT1, whose product is annotated as RFT1 homolog. Gene Ontology annotation, biological process: glycolipid translocation; dolichol-linked oligosaccharide biosynthetic process. The transcript has 14 exons. The record is from RefSeq and is a predicted model, not a curated record. Bases 36 to 1661 code for a protein of 541 amino acids. Gene Ontology annotation, cellular component: endoplasmic reticulum membrane. Lineage: Eukaryota; Metazoa; Chordata; Mammalia; Chiroptera; Molossidae.
CGGCGUUUCCUGGUGACAGACCGGGUGCCGAGGCUAUGGGCAGCCACGAGGUGCUGGGCCAGGCGGCCCGGCUGGCCUCCUCGGGUCUGCUCCUGCAGGUGGUGUUUCGAUUGAUCACCUUUGUCUUGAAUGCAUUUAUUCUUCGUUUUCUGUCAAAGGAAAUUGUUGGCAUAGUGAAUGUAAGGCUAACAUUGUUUUACUCUACCACCAUCUUCCUGGCCAGAGAGGCCUUCCGGAGAGCAUGUCUGAGUGGGAGCACCCAGCGGGACUGGAGCCAGACCAUUAACCUCCUGUGGCUAACAGUCCCUCUGGGUGUGUGUUGGUCCUUGUUCCUGGGCUGGGUCUGGUUACGGUUGCUUGAAGUGCCUGAUCCUAAUGUCGUUCCCCACUAUGGAACUGGAGUGGUGGUAUUUGGUAUCUCAGCUGUGGUGGAACUUCUGGGAGAGCCCUUCUGGGUCUUGGCACAAGCACACAUGUUUGUCAAGCUCAAGGUGAUUGCUGAGAGCCUGUCCGUAAUCCUCAAGAGUAUAUUGACAGUUUUUCUUGUGCUGUGGUUGCCUCACUGGGGACUGUACAUUUUCUCUUUGGCUCAGCUUUCCUAUACUGCAGUUCUGGUGCUCUGCUAUGUUAUUUAUUUCAAAAAGUUGCUAGGUUUCCCAAAAUCAACCAAGCAGCAAACUCUUCCUGUCUCCAGAAUGACAGAUCUGUUGCCCAGUAUUCUGAGAAGUGGAGCUUUUGUAAAUUGGAAAGAGGCUAAAUUGACUUGGAGUUUUUUCAAACAGUCUUUCUUGAAACAGAUUUUGACAGAAGGGGAGCGAUAUGUGAUGACAUUUUUAAAUGUGUUAAAUUUUGGCGAUCAGGGUGUAUAUGAUAUAGUAAAUAAUCUUGGCUCCCUCGUGGCCAGAUUAAUUUUCCAGCCGGUAGAGGAGAGUUUUUAUAUAUUCUUUGCCAAGGUACUGGAGAGAGAAAAGGAUGCCACACGUCAGAAGCAGGAGGAUGUUGCUGUGGCUGCGGCUGUUUUGGAGUCCCUGCUCAAGCUGGCCCUGCUGGCAGGCCUGACCAUCACCGUUUUUGGCUUCGCCUACUCUCAGCUGGCUUUGGAUAUCUAUGGAGGGGCCAUGCUUAGCUCGGGAUCAGGUCCUGUUUUGCUGCGUUCCUAUUGUCUCUAUGUCCUCCUGCUUGCCAUCAAUGGAAUAACCGAGUGCUUCACAUUUGCUGCCAUGAGCAAAGAGCAGGUCGACAGGUACAAUUUCACAAUGCUGGCCCUGUCAUCUUCAUUCCUGGUGUUAUCCUAUCUCCUGACCCAUUGGUGUGGCAGCGUGGGCUUCAUCUUGGCCAACUGCUUUAACAUGGGCAUUCGGAUCACACAGAGCCUUUGCUUCAUCCACCGCUACUACCGUGAGAGCCCCUACAGGCCCCUGGCCGGCCUGCGGUUGUCGCCAGUCCUCCUUGGAGCGUUUGCCCUCAGUGGUGGGAUUACCAGUGUUUCAGAGGUUUUCCUCUGCUGUGAGCAGGGCUGGCUGGCCAGGCUGGCGCAUGUUGCCGUGGGGGCCUUCUGUUUGGGAGCGACUCUCGGGACAGUGCUCUUCACAGAGACCAAGUUGGUCCACUUUCUUAGGACUCAGUUAGGUGUGUCAAGACUUACUGACAAAAUGACAUGACCUUAGAGAUUCACUGACGCCUGUGCACCUGGACCAGCUGCCGGCAGAACAUGUUUGUGUCCUGGCUAGCAGAGUCCUGCGGAAGGGUCUGCAGUGGAAACCCAGGCAGAAUAAAGUAGGGCAAAUUCUACAUGGCAAGUAUCAUGAGGCCGUUCCACUGGCCCGUUACUUCCAGCACUGGUCAUCAGCACACCUGGAUUCUGGCCCCACAACAGGAAC